Messenger RNA from Daldinia childiae, 1686 nucleotides. Its product is annotated as putative transporter C36.03c. Gene Ontology annotation, molecular function: transmembrane transporter activity. The coding region runs from base 1 to 1686 and encodes 561 amino acids. Gene Ontology annotation, biological process: transmembrane transport. The record is from RefSeq and is a predicted model, not a curated record. The transcript is spliced from 7 exons. NCBI's taxonomy places the organism in Eukaryota, Fungi, Ascomycota, Sordariomycetes, Xylariales, Hypoxylaceae.
AUGUCGUCGCCCGAAUCGUCUUCGGACGAGUCGUCCGCCACCAUAACGGAACAACAACCUCCUCGGCGUGAUGUAGAAGCACAGAAGCCAAACGAGAAACUACCAUACUGGAAACGCCAGUUCGAUCUUCCCGGAGUUACUCCAGCGGUGAUGGAAUGGAACUACAGGGGAAGCGGGACGACGGACGACCCUUUCAUAGUCGACUUUCUACCCGAGGAUCCUAAGAAUCCGAUGAAGUUUUCCACGGGGAAGAAAUGGGGUAUCACGGCCUUACAGGCCAUCGCCGUGCUCGCGGUUACGUUCGUCUCGACGGCUUACUCAGGGGGUAUUGGUGAGGUUAUUCGCGAGUUUAGGGUCGAUGAGGAAAUCGCUAUUCUGGGUAUCUCGCUUUUCGUCCUCGGAUUUGCUGUAGGGCCGCUAUUAUGGGCUCCGUUGUCUGAGAUGUACGGUAGACAAUUACUGUUCUUCGUUACGUAUGGAUGCUUAACCGCGUUCAAUGCCGGCGCGGCGGGUGCUCCGAAUAUUCAGUCCCUUAUUAUCCUCCGUUUCUUCGCUGGUACCAUCGGAAGUUCGCCCCUGACUAACUCUGGCGGAGUCAUCGCCGACAUGUUCACCGCCAGGGACAGAGGUUUGGCUACUGCUAUAUUUGCUACUGCUCCUUUCCUUGGUCCAUCUAUUGGUCCAAUCGCUGGUGGUUUCCUCGGUACAGCAGGAGGAUGGCGAUGGGUUGAAGGUCUGAUGGCAUGCUUCACCGGUCUCCUAUGGUUUAUCUGCACCUUCCUCGUUCCUGAGACAUACGCACCCAUCCUCCUCCGCAGACGAGCAGAGAAGUUAUCCGAGAUGACUGGAAAUGUUUACGUGUCCAAGCUUGAUGCCGGCAAGCCCAAGAAGACCGUUGGUCAGGAGUUCAAGAUUGCCUUGUCUCGUCCUUGGAUCCUGCUCUUCCGCGAACCGAUCGUUCUUCUUACUUCGCUUUAUAUGGCUAUCGUGUACGGAACCCUAUACAUGAUGUUCGCCGCCUUCCCAAUCGUCUACCAGCAGAAUCGUGGGUGGUCCGCAGGUGUCGGCGGUUUAGCUUUCCUGGGUAUCGCCGUCGGUAUGAUAGUUGCGGUCACGUACAGCAUCUGGGACAAUACACGAUACGCCAAGACCAUGGCAGCUCAUGGAGGGAACGCUCCGCCUGAAGCAAGGUUGCCGCCCGCUCUAGUCGGCUCCGUCCUAUUACCCGUCGGGUUAUUUUGGUUCGCAUGGACUUGCGGUCCCAACAUUCACUGGAUCGUAUCCAUCAUCGCAUCUGGUUUCUUUGCUACUGGAUUAGUCCUUGUCUUCCUCAGCUUGAUGAACUAUAUGAUUGACUCAUAUGUUAUCUACGCCGCCUCAGUCCUGGCCGCAAACUCCGUCAUCCGAUCCAUCUUCGGCGCCGCCUUUCCGCUAUUCACGACGGCCAUGUACAACAACCUAGGGAUCCACUGGGCGAGCUCCAUCCCCGCGUUCCUCGCCCUCGCGUGUCUACCCUUCCCGUUCCUCUUCUACAAGUACGGUAAGCGUAUCCGCAUGAAGUGCAAGUUCGCCGCCGAGGCUGCUCAGGUUCUUGAGAAGAUGCGCACGAGAAACGACCACAGCGGCCCGCCGGGUUCGCCGGUGAAGCCCGAGAAGUUGGAGAAGUCGGCUGAGGAGUCGAAUUGA